CCAGUCUGUGCUCUGUUACUUGGCCAGGUCACGAAUAUGUAAUGUAGCGUCUCGUGUAUCCUGUUUUGUCCGGGGAUUAAUGAUACGAGAAGAUGAGAGAAUGUCAGUUUGUAUAACCUGGAAUAUGGUGUAAACCUCUGAUCAGACAGGAAGAUUUAUGUUUGCUUGAAGUUGCUGCCACAACUAUUUUCAAGAAGACCAGUUGAUGUAUCAUGGCGGAGCCCGUAUGCCAGAGCAUCAGCUCGACGACCUCGUUACACUGGGGUGACAUCCUCACUAUAACGCUGUACUUUGUGGUGGUUCUUGCGGUUGGAAUAUGGGCGACGGUGCGAGCCAGCAAGACAAGCGCCACUGGCUAUUUCCUGGCGGGGAAGAGCAUGACAUUUUUCCCGAUUGGCGCCUCCAUAUUUGCCAGCAAUAUCGGAGCUCCUAUCUUCGUGGGCCUGUCUGGGACUGCGGCUGCUGCUGGAAUCGGCGGCAUGAUCUUUGAGUGGCAUGCUAUUCCCUUCAUCCUGAUGUUGUCGUGGGUGUUCGUGCCGGUGUUCACGGCCUCGGGGGUGUUUACUAUGCCCGAGUACCUGAAGAAGCGAUACGGCAGAACGAGGCUGAGGGUGUACUUGUCUCUGCUGUCUAUAGUGCUGUACAUCAUCACCAAGAUAUCGGUGGAGAUGUACGCUGGGGCCGUGUUUGUUCAGCUACUGCUGGGGUGGAGUAUGUAUGCCUCUGGGAUUCUCGUCCUGGUCUUCUCAGCAGCCUUCACCAUGACAGGUGGGCUGACGGCGGUAAUGUUCACGGACACCCUACAGACCAUCGUGUUGACGGGAGGGGCCUUCUUCCUGUUGUUUAGAGGUAUCUCAGAGAUAGGAGGUUACGACAAGCUGGAGACAAAGUUCAUGCGAGCAAUCCCUAACACGACCAUAUAUGGCAACACGACAUGCGGCAUCCCCCGGGCCGACUCCUUCAGCCUCCUCCGGGACCCCCUCGAGUCCGACUACCCCUGGCCAGGAACUAUGAUCUUCAACAUCCCCGGCGACAUCUGGUUCUGGUGUUCGGAUCAGAUCAUGGUACAACGGUCGCUUGCAGCUAAGAAUCUGUCCCACGCUAAGGGCGGGUCUAUAUUGGCGGGGUACCUGAAGAUCCUCCCCUUCUUUUUGUUCAUGGUGCCAGGGAUGGUAGCAAGGAUUCUCUACCCAGACGAAGUUGCGUGCGCGGAUCCUGAGGUAUGCAAGUGUAUCUGUGAUAAUCCAACCGGAUGUUCAAAUAUAGCAUACCCACUACUCGUCGUCAGGAUCCUCGGCCCAGGUCUGAGAGGCUUGAUGCUGGCUGCGCUGUUCGCAGCAGUGAUGAGUACACUGACGUCAGUGUUCAACUCUGCCAGUAGCAUCUUCACCAUGGACUUGUGGAGGAGAUACAGGAAGCAGGCCAAGGAUUUCGAGUUGCUCAUUGUUGGAAGGGUGGUCGUCAUUGUGCUAGUUGGUCUGGCGAUCAUGUGGAUUCCCAUCAUGCAGGCAGCACAAGGGGACCAGCUGUGGCAGUACUGGCAGAUGCUGAUGUCGGCGGUCGGGCCCCCGUGGGCCAUGGUCUUCAUCAUGGGCUUCUUCUGGAAGGGGACAACAGAGCCUGCUGCAUUUUUCGGCAUGUUGGCUGGACAAGCGGUCGGGUUUUCGCGUCUCAUCCUGGCGUUUGUGUACCCAACGCCACCUUGCGGCGAGGAAGACAACCGCAUCUACUUCCUGAAGAUCCACUUCCUGUACGUAGCUGCCAUAGAGACGGCAGUGUCAGGCGUUGUUAUGAUCGGCCUGAGUCUCCUGACUGAGAGACGCUCCCGGUCGAAGUUACACCGGGUCACGUGGUGGACCAGAAAUGACGUAACACUGCCCGAUCUCACUGAUGACGAAGAAGAAGCUGACGUCGGCGAUGAUCCAAACAAUGGAAACGGGACACCAAAAUGGCUGUCAAGACUGGAAACGUGCUGCGGCCUACAGAAGCGACCAGACAAGCUCUCUGAAGAUGAGUCGAAGGCCAUCCAAGCAAAGUUGACCUCCAUCAAGGAGAAGCCAAGAACCAAAUUAUUACUUGACAUAAAUGCAGUGAUUCUCUUAGGCAUAACUGCCUUUAUCAUAGGUUUCUACCACUAGUUUAAAUAAGGGCGACUGAAUUUAGCGAUGGUGGUAGUUUGGGAUGCGGGAAUACCGCGCCUGACUCGCCGAAAUAGUACCCGCCCUAUUUGGAUUUUACUUGUCAGUGGACAGCCUGAACAGUUCCUAUGAAGUUUAUUUUACACAAUUAGGCAGAAUGCGCCGUUAUUCAUUUGUUCAUUUGUGUUUUAGCCUUGAUCUUCAGAAACAUGUUUUUCGUGUGAUAAGAAGUUAUUUAAUAUCAACUUGUGCUAUUUGCUGAAUAGUAAUACGUUAUAAGGGUCCUACCAUUUCAUAUUCUGGGAAGGGAAAUGCUGUUCCCAAAGAUACUGUAAAAACUUAUCCUCAGGUUUAGCAAACCUGAUAAAUCUGUUGAUCUGAUAAAUAGUGAUUUGUGACUCCCUUACAUGUUGUUCUACAAUACACAGAAUUUAUGUUUUGAAGGCAAAACUCUUUUACUGUUUCCAACACUGCUCUUCCCCUCCUCCAGAACUUUGAAUGGUCGGUCCCUGAGCAAAACAAUUGGCACUUGCAGUGCCACCGAGGUUUAACAAUGAUUUCCACAAUAUAUACCACACCAGCUGAAAUAUACUGUGCAUGGAAUUUCGGGCAUGUUUCCCGUUUAUAGAAGUUAGAGCUUGACCCAAGUGUGUCUGUAGGUCUUCGCUGACAAUACGUCUGACGUGUCUCUGACCUGCUGUCUGUGGGUCUACAAAGGCAAUACGUCUGACGUAUUUCUGGCCUGCCGUCUGUGGGUCAACAACGACAAUAUACUGACGUGUCUCUGACCUGCUGUCUGUUGGUCUACAACGACAAUAUACUGACGUGUCUCUGACCUGCUGUCUGUUGGUCUACAACGACAAUAUACUGACGUGUCUCUGACCUGCUGUCUGUUGGUCUACAACGA
Molecule: messenger RNA, 3045 nt
Organism: Haliotis rufescens (red abalone)
Lineage: Eukaryota; Metazoa; Mollusca; Gastropoda; Lepetellida; Haliotidae
Product: sodium/glucose cotransporter 4-like
Exons: 16
Coding region: 213-2138 (641 amino acids)
Biological process (GO): transmembrane transport
Cellular component (GO): plasma membrane
Molecular function (GO): D-glucose:sodium symporter activity
Source: RefSeq, a predicted model, not a curated record